Labrus bergylta (ballan wrasse) is the source of this 1091-nucleotide messenger RNA. RefSeq lists its product as uncharacterized. Gene Ontology annotation, cellular component: myosin II complex. NCBI's taxonomy places the organism in Eukaryota, Metazoa, Chordata, Actinopteri, Labriformes, Labridae. Gene Ontology annotation, molecular function: calcium ion binding; structural constituent of muscle. The record is from RefSeq and is a predicted model, not a curated record.
GGUUGGUUUUGUCACCCUGCCCUUCACUUCGAGCCGUCACACAUUCUUUGGUUAGCCGACGCAUCGGACACACCUUAGCAAACAGACAUGUCUGACUUCUCGGAGGAUCAAAUCCUUGAGUUUAAGGAGGCCUUCCAGCUGUUCGACAGGACAGGAGAUGGGAAGAUCAGCUACAGCCAGUGUGGGGAUGUCAUGCGUGCCCUGGGACAAAACCCUGUCAACGCUGAGGUGCUCAAGGUCCUGAUGAACCCCAAGGCCGAGGAGAUGAACACCAAGAUGCUCGAAUUUGAGCAGUUCCUGCCAAUGUUUCAGACCAUCGCCAAGAAUAAGGAUCAGGGCUCAAUGGAGGAUUUUGUGGAGGGACUGCGCGUGUUUGAUAAAGAGGGCAAUGGCACAGUUAUGGGCGCAGAGCUUCGUCAUGUCCUCACCACAUUAGGUGAGAAAAUGACAGAGGAGGAGGUGGAGACACUCUUGGCAGGACAUGAAGAUGCAAACGGCUGCAUCAAUUAUGAAGCAUUUGUUCGCCACAUCAUGUCAGGCUGAGGGCCGAACUGGUCAGGAUGGUCAUGAAUGGAUGAAGACGAAGAGCAUCCCACUUUUUUUUACCCUGUGCAUGUAACCCCUUUUUGCAGUUAGCUUUUUCCAACCCAAGCCUUUUCCAUGGAUUUAUUUUCCAAAUUUAAUUUAAAAAGUGCCUUUACAUUCCCUAGAAAAGACCACUUAUAAAACUGGCUAUAGCUGCUCAGUUCAUUCAAGUAUGUGACCAACAUGCAUGUGCUAGCAUUGUUUGCAAAAACAUUCCUGGAUGCGGCAACAUAAAGACAACAUAAAUUGAUAAUUAUAUACUGUAACUGUUGGAUGGGACAUUAAUAUAUAUAUAUUUGCAUAGUAACUGUCAGCAACAUACUGUAUCAUUGGCUAAGACUAGCUUCUGCUGAGGGACAUGUCCCUCCUGAUUCUGCAGUUAGUUGGUAUAUUCUAAGCAUACUAUACUAUGAGGCAGAAAGAGACAUUUCAAAUUGGUUCCUAUGUUUUUAAUCCUCCUCAAUUUUUGUUGCUGCAUAGUAAAUAAAUGUUUCCCUGAAAACCUA